Molecule: messenger RNA, 2892 nt
Organism: Stylonychia lemnae
Lineage: Eukaryota; Ciliophora; Spirotrichea; Sporadotrichida; Oxytrichidae
Source: the annotation of a GenBank genome assembly
AUGAGAAGAAGACACUAAAUUUUUAAUGAUCACAUUGAAUUAAGACUAGAACUGUUCUUUUUCGAUGAAUUGGUAUAGCUAGCUACUUAAUCAUUAUCUUACCUAGAGCUGCAGCACAAUUGUAAUUUCGAAAAAAUAGGGAGAGAACUAUUGCCAUUUGAUUUCGGCAAAAAUAAGGAAGCCAUAAUUGAGGAAUAAAAGCGAUGCAGGGAUAACAUGAGAUUUUCAUUCUUAACAACUUCGAGAGACUAACACUUACAGUUGGUGAAGCAAGGUUCAUUCUUGUUUCAUUAAUACAGGGUGCCUGAUAUGAAUGAAAUCAAUCAAAUGAGACGCGGCUUAUAAAUAACUCAUCAUCAGCCUCCAUUGCUGCUGUAACCUUCAUAGUUUCAGUAGCUGCAGUAAAGCAGCGAUAUACUUGAAGAUUAAAGCGAACAAAAUGACGAUUUCACUGAGGACUAAGACUAGUCAAAUUAAGGUCUAAUUAUCGAGGAAUAUGAUGACGAACAGCAAUAGUUGUAAUAACCCGAAAUUCAGGGAACUAAUGAGGAAAGCUCAGAAAGUAGCCCAAUUAGGCUAGGACUCAGGAGCCACCUGAUAAGUAGAGAAAGGAGAAUUUCAAUAGUGAGAGGUAGAAGCUAGAAUCUCUAUGCAGAAUCAGUUGACGACUUGCUCUAGUGUGUAAGUAAUCAUGAGAGAACUCAACUCAUGCUGAAUUUCCAUUAAUAGAAUCAUUCACAUACACCACAUGAGAGACCUUCAAAUGCACAGCACUAAUCACCUUUAGCUCCAACUGAAUCUUUCGAUCAUUCUGUUAACUCUUUGAAAUCAGAAAGUGGCUCUUCUUGUUCUCCAAGAACUUAUGAUAACCACAUAGAGAUUUUAAAUGAGAGAACGUAAAAUAGGGUUCCAAUCGCCAAGAAACUAAAGAAGGAUGACAAUAAUAAGCCAAUAUCUCGAAGAAUAAGUCAGAUAAAUGAAGAUGAAAAUUCAUUAUUAACCACUAAAAACCUUAAAGUUAGCAAUCCAUCAUUUUAUCGACUCGGCUCUUAGAGUAUGGGUUCUGGAGGUAAAUUUUCAGAGCAAACUGGCACGCCUUCUCCAAACAAACGAAUCCGCAGAGAACAGAGUAACACUAAGAGCAAGUAUAAAAUUAAGCCUGAGGAGCUGUGGGCCUUAGAAAAGUCUAAGAUUAAGGAAUCGUUGCUUCGUUCUAGCAAGCAAAACAAUUAAAUAGUCUAAAAUAAGAAGUAUGUUGAUGGCUUUAAAUACUUGAGAAGGAUGGCAAAAGUCAAGAUAGUGCACUUAGACAGCAAUGUGAUUCAAGAAGAAUAGGAAGAUGAGCAAUAGCAAAACAACUUUCUAAACGAGCCUUAAUUUGGCGGGAUAAUUUAAACUUCUAUCGACGAUCUAGAAAACGAGAUAUAUAGAUCGGACAGUGAAUCAGAGGAGUACAAGGAAAAUAUGAAUAUUGAGAAUGUGGAUGAAGAAGAGGAGCAGUACGAGGAAGAUUAUACCACUCGAAACAGAAAAUACAGCCAAACUAAUGAUUAACUAUUUGAAAGUAUGAAACUAUAACAAGUUGGUGAUGCUAAAUUAUCACCCACUGAUAAUAAGCACCAAUAGGUUCGAUCGUUUAAUUAAAAUGCCAUUACUGUAGGGACUCUAGAUUAAAGAGCUGAGGAUUUAAAAUCAAACAAAAAAGAUAAGGAGCAAAUGAUUGAAAACACAGACUUCAACAAAGCACUGUAAUAAAUCAGCAUUAAAUAGCAGUCACCUGUAAAGGAAAGCUUUGAUGAUAGCUUGAUUUACAAGACUUAAACAGACAAAUUGAAUUUACACAGUAAUUAUAUGCAUCAUAAGCAAGAUAGUUCGAUAAAUGCACAAAUAUAUCGAACUGAUUGGAAGCCUGCCCCAUUCGUAUCUAAGACAAAUAAUGAAUCAUUGCAGAGGCUUUCUAGUAAUAAAUUUGGCAGUAAUAACUUUAAUAACAACUAUGAAUCAACCAAUUCAAGCUUUGCAGGUAGCGCUUUGAAGAUUAAUUUGGAUAAAGUUUAUUAGCAAUUUAGUCCAAAAGUAAGACAAAAGAGCUCAUCCCUGAAAAAGGGUGGGAAUGUUUACAAGCAAUGCAAAUCGAUAACUAAAGGAGGAAAGAUUCAAAAAGAAUUCUACAAUAAUCUAAAGAACAAUCUAUAGGAGUUAGAGUCAAUGAUAAGCCUUGAUAACAAGGAUUAAGAAGGAUAUGGGGCUACCGCAGCUACUGGCAACAGAAAAAGUUCUGAAGAUUCUGGAUUUUUUGGAUCAAUUGGCUCCCAUUAGUAAAAAUUUAAGAACUAAGUCAAAACUUAGUACCAUAUCAACACUGAUAAUUCAGGUUUUGAGGAAGGAUCUAUAAAGUUCUAGCUAUCACUGAUCCCUACGACUAGAAAUAACGAUAUCAAAGAAAAGUUUUCAUUUGAUAACAAAGUAGAUGUUGAUCAAGAUUUAGAUAAACUCUCUAAAAAAUUCACUUAAUUAUUUAAGGGAGAUCAAAAGAAAGCCACUAGCUUUGUUAAUAAACCUGUGAAAGCGAAUGUGAAUUUUAAUUUUAAAGGGAGCAAUGAAGAUAAAAACAAUAACUUGUAAGAUGAGGAUGGCAGCAACAACUAAAAUCGGAUGAAAACUAUUAUAUAGAAUUCAAAUUUCAAGAAGAGACUAUCAAACAAGAUUCCUCAAGGCUAAAUGUCCAAUGUAAUGCUCAAUUAGUAGAUCUCUUUCAACAUGAAAUCAUCUCAUACAAUGAAGAAAAUGCAGUCAAAUUGCUCCUUAACAGGUACUAAUCAAUCUUAAAACUAAGACCCUACCUACUUGAACAAUUUCACAGUUGCACUAUCUACCUUAAAAAAGGCUUGA